AUGUCUCGGGUUUCGAAUAUUUUACCUGAUAAGGCGGUCUUUGAUGACUUCAAAAAACAGUGUUUAGCAACCGACAACUGGCAAAAUAAGUAUGACAACAAUGGGAUGCAAGUGUGGAUCGAGGUGCGCGCUGUGAAUAAAGGAAAUCACGUACCUAAAGUCCACAAGAUGAAGUGUAAAAUGAUAGUUAAUGAUGUGUCAGCUGCUACCAUGUUCGACGUCCUUCACGACAGCCGGUACCGCAAGAAGUGGGAUGUAACUAUGCAGGAGAGUUUUGACAUUGCCCGGCUCUCUGCUAAUGCUGAUGUGGGCUACUACUCUUGGCGUUGUCCAAUUCCAUUAAAGAACAGAGAUGUUGUGACACUGCGCUCGUGGCAGGUCACAGAUGACGAGUACAUCAUGGUUAACUUCUCAGUCAAACACCCGAAAUACCCCCCUCGCAGGGACCUCGUAAGAGCCGUUUCCAUCCAGACGGGGUAUUAUAUCAAGGCCACGGGACCAAAUAGUUGCAUUUUUACAUAUCUUUCACAAGCAGACCCCAAAGGCUCUCUCCCAAAGUGGGUGGUGAACAAAGCAUCCCAAGUUCUUGCUCCUAAGGUAAUGAAGAGUGUGCUCAAGGCGGGACAGGAAUACUCAAACUGGAAAAGUCAGAAUUCCCCCGAUUUCAAGCCCUGGCUGCACCCAGAGCAGAACACCCUUCCCAUGAUGGACCCCGCUGAGCUGUCAAUUCAGAGAGCAGACUCACUGGAAAAUGUGGAUGAAAGCUCAAAGCUGGAUGCUAACGAAGGGGAGGACAGCAGCUAG
This is a messenger RNA of Pelmatolapia mariae (spotted tilapia), 804 nucleotides long. It is a transcript of the gene stard14, whose product is annotated as START domain containing 14. The transcript has 6 exons. Bases 1 to 804 code for a protein of 267 amino acids. The record is from RefSeq and is a predicted model, not a curated record. Gene Ontology annotation, molecular function: lipid binding. NCBI's taxonomy places the organism in Eukaryota, Metazoa, Chordata, Actinopteri, Cichliformes, Cichlidae.